Molecule: messenger RNA, 2856 nt
Organism: Australozyma saopauloensis
Lineage: Eukaryota; Fungi; Ascomycota; Pichiomycetes; Serinales; Metschnikowiaceae
Product: m-AAA protease subunit
Exons: 1
Coding region: 1-2856 (951 amino acids)
Biological process (GO): mitochondrial protein processing
Cellular component (GO): m-AAA complex; membrane
Molecular function (GO): ATP-dependent peptidase activity; zinc ion binding; metalloendopeptidase activity
Source: RefSeq, a predicted model, not a curated record
AUGGCGUCACCGUUGGUCUCAGCUGCAUACUGUGUCCGCAGAGCAUCUUCGAUUUGGAGAUCCUGUGGGCCACAACUACUGAGAGCGGUUCACGGAAGCACUUCCAUCCAGAAACCAUUCAUACGAGCCAUCGCGCAGCCAUCUUUGAGGCUUCGUCGUGAGUUCCAUGCCUCUUCUAUUGCUCAAAAUAAAAAUAGACUCGAUAAGGAAAGACUCAACUUGGAAACGCUCGCCAAACAGGUCCAGAACGCAUCUCCAGAGGAUAAGGCCAGACUAGCUCCGCAGCUCAAGGAACAGGAGGAGAAUUUUUUAGAGUUAUGUAUGGAACACAAUAAAGAGGUCUUGAAGCUUGUUCCUAUCCCCGUCAAGGAUGGAGAGACACUUCAGGGCGGAGAGAGGUUGGAAAGAUUGUCCAACUAUGUGGCUGCUCGUUAUCCUGAGGAAGUCCACUGGGGCUAUGAGAUCGUUGAAGAUGACCUUGGCGAGAAGCUUGCUGGUGAUCUUGCCGCAGAAUACCCUAGUCCGGACCCACUUACCAAAGAGGAGACACACGCCUUCUUGGUAGCCUACUUCAGAAUCGUCAACGGGAUGAGUGCUCCUAAAGAUGUCGAAUUCCUGAACGAAACUAUCCAGACCUUGUACAAUCUUUACAAUGAAAAUGGUGACUUGGAUGAACCUCUCAUCAAGACUGACUUGGACUCCCAACUCGUUGCGCAGUGGGCUCUGGUCUUCAAAACCAUCCACGAUAUCCCACAGAAAACAGAAAACAGCGAGUUCAUCAAACUUUCUGAUCUCGUCGCCAAACUCAGCGAAAAUGCCAUGGAAACUGGUGCUUCCCACCAGCAUGAAUCCCAAGCAAAGUCAGCCAAGGACAACAAGAACGGUAAGGACGACAAAGGAGAUAAGAACACUCUCUUUUUGUCAUUUGAUGUCAGCAAGAGAACUAUGCAGCUUUUCCUUUUGGGUGUCAUGGGUGGUUUGCUCAUGGUAUUAUUCUAUGCGGGUGCAGAAUCAGAGCACGAGAUCACUUUCCAAGAGUUCAGCGCCAAUUUCUUGCGUCAAAACUUGGUUAGCAAAAUUCGUGUUAUCAACAAUCGUACCGCCAUCGUCGAAUUAAAUGAAAACGGCAAGACUAGAUACUCUGGUCCAGGAGACUACUAUUUCUCUAUCGGAAGCGUUGAGACUUUCGAGAGAAAUUUGAAGGCAGUACAAAAGGAGUACAAUAUCCCAGAACCACUCAGAGUUCCUGUGGUGUACGUCAAUGAGGGCUCAAUGGCCAAGAUGCUAGUGAACUUUUUGCCAACAUUGUUGUUCCUUGGUGCCAUCUACUACAUGACUAAGAAAGCCAGCAUGGGUGGCAUGGGCGGCCCAAUGGGCUUCGGGAAGUCAACAGCUAAGAAGUUCAAUCAGGAAGCCAACGUCAAGACAAAGUUUAAGGACGUGGCAGGUAUGGACGAGGCUAAAAUGGAAGUUAUGGAAUUCGUCAAGUUCUUGCAAAACCCUGCUAAGUACGAGAAGCUUGGUGCCAAGAUCCCUCGUGGUGCUAUCUUGUCUGGCCCACCAGGUACUGGUAAGACUUUGAUUGCGAGAGCCACAGCUGGAGAGGCCAAUGUGCCCUUCUUCUCCGUGUCUGGUUCAGAGUUCGUUGAGAUGUUCGUCGGUGUAGGUGCCUCUCGUGUGAGAGAUUUGUUCAAGACUGCCAGAGAGAAUGCUCCCUCUAUUGUUUUCGUGGACGAAAUUGAUGCCAUUGGUAAGCAAAGAUCCAAGGGUAAAGCUAGUGGUGCCAACGACGAGCGUGAAACUACUUUGAAUCAAUUGUUGGUCGAAAUGGAUGGAUUUGAUACCACCGAUCAUGUCGUUGUUUUGGCUGGUACUAACAGACCAGAUAUUUUGGACAAAGCCUUGUUGAGACCUGGAAGAUUCGACAGACACAUCUCUAUUGACAACCCAGAGUUAGAAGGCAGAAAAGAUAUUUUCCGUGUUCACUUGAGAAAGAUCGCCCUUGCAGAAAAUAUCGACAAAGAUUUGGCCGGUCGCUUAGCUACCUUGACUCCUGGUUUCUCUGGAGCAGACAUCGCUAACGUUUGUAAUGAGGCAGCUUUGAUUGCUGCUAGAUUCAAUGCCAAGGCUGUUACUCUCAGACACUUCGAAUUGGCCAUUGAAAGAGUCAUUGGUGGUGUUGAGAAGAAAUCUAAGCUUUUGGGACCAGAGGAAAAGCGCAUUGUUGCAUAUCACGAAGCGGGACAUGCCGUCUGUGGCUGGUUUUUGGAGCACGCUGUUCCUUUGCUUAAGGUAUCGAUUAUUCCUAGAGGUCAGGGAGUUUUGGGUUACGCCCAAUACUUGCCCGCUGAUCAGUACUUGAUGUCGACCUUCGAUCUCUACGAUCGUAUGGUCAUGACUUUGGGAGGCCGUGUAUCUGAGGAGUUGAACUUUUCUUCAGUUACCAGUGGUGCACAUGAUGACUUCAAGAAGGUCACCAACAUUGCCCAAUCGAUGGUGUUACGCUUUGGAAUGUCUCCAAAGGUUGGAAUGGUCAAUUACGCCGAUACAAAGAGCCAGGAAUCCCUCGCCAAACCUUUCAGUGACCACACCAACAAGAUCAUUGACUCAGAGGUCAAGAGAAUUGUUCAAGAAUGUCACGACAGAUGUAAGCAAUUAUUGACCGAGAAAUCCAACGAAGUCGAAAUUGUUGCCCAAGAGUUGUUGAAGAAAGAAUUCAUUACGAGAGAGGACAUGAUUCGUUUAUUGGGCAAGCGCCCAUUCCCCGAGAAAAAUGACGCUUUUGACAAGUAUCUCGCGGGCAAUGACGCUUUCAAGAAUGAGCAGCCUAAGGAAGAAAAGAAGGAUGACGAGUAG